This is a messenger RNA of Pseudocercospora fijiensis CIRAD86, 1011 nucleotides long. RefSeq lists its product as uncharacterized. Lineage: Eukaryota; Fungi; Ascomycota; Dothideomycetes; Mycosphaerellales; Mycosphaerellaceae. The record is from RefSeq and is a predicted model, not a curated record. Gene Ontology annotation, molecular function: arylformamidase activity. The transcript has 2 exons. The coding region runs from base 1 to 1011 and encodes 336 amino acids.
AUGAGGUUGCGUGAUUCGCCUGGCCAACCACACUUCACCUUCCCACCCUUCGACAAACUCCCCUCCAUCCAAGGCCAACCGCAAGGCUGCUGCUGGGGCCUCUUCGACAAAACCGGGCAAAAAGACGAACUCGGCACCCUCAACCUCCUAACCCCCGAAGUAAUCCAACACGCCUCCAAAGAAAUAAAAACAGGCCAACACAUCCAACUCGACUGGAACCUCUCCGACAACGUCGAAUUCCCCGGGUUCGGAAGAAAGAAACUCGAACAGAAAGUCAUCGACGCUCGCGUCACGACCAAAGGGAAAAUCUCCGGUUUCGAUGAUGAGAUUCAUAUGAACACGCAAUCCGGCUCGCAAUGGGACUCUUUCAAACACUUCGCUCAUCAGAAGACUGGGAUAUAUUACAACGGGCUUUCGCACGACGAGGCUUUGCGUUCGGAUCGGAAUGGGAUUCAUAAGUGGUGUGAGAAUGGGGGGAUUGUGGGGCGAGGGGUUUUGGUGGAUUGGUUGAGAUGGUAUGAAGCGAAACAUGGAGAUCCGCCUUCUGCGGUGAGUAGACAUGAGAUUCCGGUUUCGGAGUUGGAGGAGGCGUUGAGGUGGCAGGGGACGAUGACGAGAGUGGGUGAUGUUUUGCUUGUAAGGAGUGGGUAUACGAAGUGGCAUGAUUAUGCUGGACCGGCGGAGAGGAAGAAGGGGACGCAGGAGAAUGCUUUGGCGAUUGGGGUUGAGAAUAACGAGACGAGUGUUAGGUGGUUGUAUGAUCGUCAUUUUGCUGCUGUGGCCGGCGAUACUAUUGCUUUUGAGGCUUGGCCGCCGCCGUUUGAGAGUGGAUGGACAUUGCAUGAAUGGCUUUUGGUGCAGUGGGGCACGCCUAUUGGGGAAUUGUGGAAUCUGGAGGAGUUGAGCAGAAUGUGUGAGAAGGAGGGUCGGUGGACGUUUUUCUUGACUUCAGCACCUCUAGAUAUUAGAGGCGGCGUUGGUAGCCCGCCGGGAGCCAUUGCCAUAUUCUAG